Acaulospora morrowiae is the source of this 256-nucleotide messenger RNA. Lineage: Eukaryota; Fungi; Glomeromycota; Glomeromycetes; Diversisporales; Acaulosporaceae. The record is from the annotation of a GenBank genome assembly.
AUGAAGCAUUUUUUAUUCUUUCUAUUAUUGAUAAUACUUCUGGCUUCAGGCAUAGAUUCCUUUUCAACGAACGAAAAACAUCCGAAAAAAUGCGUUGGAAACAAGAUUGGAACUAUCACUAGACAACCAAAUAUCAAAGUUCCCGAUGAUAUUGCGGUUCCUGCAAAUAAUAAAUUUGCAUAUGCUUUAUACCUUGCCGGAUCUUUAAACUGGACUUGUGCUGCUUAUCCCAAUGGGACGGCCUUUUGGAAUAACU